Molecule: messenger RNA, 1630 nt
Organism: Folsomia candida
Lineage: Eukaryota; Metazoa; Arthropoda; Collembola; Entomobryomorpha; Isotomidae
Exons: 2
Coding region: 116-1576 (486 amino acids)
Biological process (GO): sensory perception of chemical stimulus
Source: RefSeq, a predicted model, not a curated record
UAGCUUGCGUAUCAGAACAGGUCAGGCGCUUUGAUCUGUCACUUGCUCUUUGGUUAAUAAAGAGUGACCACAUACCUACAUUCUGACUUUCCUCGAAAUCUUUGCUGCCCUCAAAAUGGGGUUAAUUUCAUUUCUUUGUGGAGGAGAUCUGCCCACCUCCGCCUCCAAUAAAAUCUACUCCAACAAGUUACCAUUCGCCUCCUCCGCACCAGUGAACCAAAUUCUGGCCGUUGUCCGCCCAUUUGGUCAAUUUUGUAGAGCAUUUGGCGUAUUCCCCUUCUCCUUCAUAACCUUGGGGGACACUAUUUAUCUGGAGUACAAAAUGGGGCUUUGGUUCAUGUGGAGCUUUCUCGUUUUCCUCGUGACCACUUGUUACAUGACGUUUCAGGUCGUUUCAUUCAUUAUUUGUAUCCCACAUUACACAUUUCUUCAGCUCGCGGCUCAAAGUAUUUGGUUCAUAUCGGCAUUGACUCCGUAUCUCGCCUCGAUCUUCAUGAUGGUACGGGGGAAAGCAGUUGUCCUCCUGUUUGAAGAGUGGUGUUCCAUUGAACGAGACCUGGAGAGGCUUUUCUGUCCCAUUAUGACCAAGAAACAUGUUGUCCGAUUCGAAGUCAUUUAUGCUGCAAUGUCAAUCGUGUCAAUCGUGCUGUGUGGCUAUCAUGCCGCUUGCCUGCCACUGGCUCCAGUGUACCCAUUCUACUAUAUGAAGACGUACAAUGAGUGGCAACAUGUGGCCUACAUUCUAUUUCAAGUGACCAUCAUUGCCUGGCUGUGGGUUGGACUAGCCACGAUGGAAGGGAUUUGUUGUCUCUUUUCAACGGUAAUCGUUCAAACAAUUGGCACGAUGUUGAUGGGAUUGGAAUUCACUUUUAAUGCAAUAAUGGACAAGAGCGAGCACCAGCAGAAUGACUAUAUUGAAACGAUGGAUAAUGUAGCGGUCAAGAAUCAUCAGGAAUUUAUGCGUACGGCAAUUCAUUCCAUCCUAUCGAAAAGUCCGGCGUCUACCGUCCCUGCUGUAGGGGAGGGUCCGAAUGAAGUAACGGGUAAUCAGGAUCCCUUCAAUUCAGGCGACACUGAACAGAAGGUCAAGAUUCACAAGGAGGACUAUCUUUUGUUCGUUGUAAGGAAAUUGCAAACAGUGGGUCGCCUCCAGUCUAAGAUCAACUCUGUCCUUGGCCCAUUGCUGCUUGUGGACGUGGCACAACUUGUCGUCUUGGCGUGUGUUCUAAUUUUUCUACCUCUUCGAUAUGCCCACAAACUUGAAAAUUUCCAGGUCGUGGUGACCUUUUUUGGCAAUGGGAUAGCCAUCCUAGUUCGGCUCGUCCUCUUUGUUGUUUCCCUGGGAAGUGUGUACAGUAAAGGACAGGAAGUGAAUGUGGCGUUGGCAAAAGCAAUGAUUUCCUCCCGACUGGGAACAAAAUGUCAAAAUCCAGUUUUGGCUCAUUUGAGCGUUUACUCGUCUAAUCCUAUCACUUUUACAGCUUGGGACUUUUUCCCGAUUACCCGAGGCACCUUAUUGGCAGCAUUCAGUCUUAUCUCGACUUAUGCUAUUGUUUUUCUUCAAAUCAAUUUCUAAACUAUGUAUAUACAUGAAGGGAGGAUUCUGAUUUAUUAUUUAUUAUUACGUAUU